GUCAGGGUGGUGUAAGAGGGGUGUGUGUGUGUGUGCGCGCACACACACACACACACACACUAGACAUGCAUUAAAUGUAGGAAGGGGUUCUGAGCUUAGAAGUGCACACCUAGGUAGUGAUGGCAGUGAGUAGGUUUUCCCGGGAUGUCAUCCAUUUAGCUAUAGAUAGAAAACCCAAAGCUCCUUAGAGAGAAACCUCUUACCAGCCACUUUCCACAAAUGGUACAUACACCUAAAAGGACUUAGUGAAAAUCCUUGUGAGGUAUUUAAUGCUAAAGCACUCAGUCUUCCUACCAUUUCUCAGAAGCCCACACAUACACCCAGGCAGUGGCGCAGAGAAAGCAGUAUCAGGGCUGCUGCCCCAGGGCUAGGCAGCGUUUUUGCCCCAGCUAGGUUCUGCCAUCUAACAGAUCGCCAAGAUGUGUGACAUGGGGGGACUGGAUAACCUGAUCGCCAAUACGGCAUACCUGCAGGCCAGGAAAAGUGGAGAUGUUGACGCUAAAGAGAUGCAGAAAAGGCGCAAAUGCCUUGUACUGCCCAAAAUUGAGGAGUGUGCUGAGAUCAAGCAGUCCCUUUCUACAGAUUAUGAGAGCAUUUGUGAUCAACAGCCCAUUGGCAAGUAUUUUUUCAAGGAAUUUUUGUACACGGUGCCUGAAUACCUGUUGGCCAGGGACUUCUUGGAGGAAGUGUCCAGCUGGGAGCUGGCAGAGGAUAAUGUCAAGGAGAGCCUCUUGGAGGGCUUGGUCAACAUGUACCUGAAGACUGGGUGCAAUAGCUACCUGAAAUAUAUCAGUGCAGACCUGGCUAACAAGUGUCAGUCACUUGCCAAGGGUGAUUUUCAGAAUGCCAUACAGUUGGCCAAGGAAGAGACAAUUGCCUUCCUUAAAGGAAAACCCUUCGAAGACUUCCGAACCAGCCCAUUCUAUGAUAAGUUCGUGCAAUGGAAAGCCUUUGAGCGGCAACCUGUGAAUGAAAAGCUCUUUGACGAUUUCCGAGUGUUGGGCAAGGGAGGCUUUGGAGAGGUUUCUGCCAUCCAGGUGAGAAAUACUGGCAAGAUGUAUGCCUGUAAGAAGCUGGAUAAAAAAAGACUGAAGAAGAAAGGUGGUGAGAAGAUGGCACUGCUAGAGAAAGAGAUCCUUGAGAAAGUCCACAGCCGUUUCAUAGUUACACUGGCCUAUGCUUAUCAGAGUAAAGCCGCCCUGUGUCUUGUCAUGAGUCUCAUGAAUGGCGGCGAUCUUAAAUAUCAUAUUUACAAUGUGGGUGAAAUAGGCUUGGAAAUGGAUAGGGUCAUCUUCUACUCGGCUCAGAUCACCUGUGGGAUCCUGCACCUUCACUCCAUCAAUAUACUCUAUAGGGACAUGAAGCCAGAAAACGUUCUCCUGGAUGAUGAUGGCAACUGCAGAUUGUCUGAUCUUGGUUUGGCAGUGGAAAUCAAGGAGGGCAAAUCCAUCAACCAGAGGGCUGGAACAAAUGGCUACAUGGCUCCUGAAAUACUAAGGGAAGAAGAUAGUUACCUUUACCCUGUGGACUGGUUUGCUAUGGGAUGCAGCAUUUAUGAGAUGGUUGCUGGACGAACUCCAUUCAAAGAUUACAAAGAGAAGGUGAAUAAAGAUGAGGUUAAAAGAAGAACCUUAGAAGAUGAAGUGAAGUUUGAACAUGCUAACUUUGAUGACCCAUCAAAAGAUAUCUGUAAAAUGUUCUUGGCUAAGAAGCCAGAAAAUCGUUUGGGAAGCAGAUCUGCUGAUGAUGAUCCCAGGAAACAUGCUUUCUUCAAGUCAAUAAACUUCCAUAGGCUGGAGGCAGGACUUAUAGAUCCUCCUUUUGUGCCAGAUCCAUCCGUUGUCUAUGCCAAAGAUGUUGCAGACAUUGCUGACUUCUCUGAAGUUCGAGGGAUUGAGUUUGAUGAGAAAGACAAGAAAUUCUUCAAGACAUUUUCAACUGGUGCUAUCUCAAUCCCCUGGCAGGAAGAAGUUAUUGAAACAGGACUCUUUGAGGAACUGAAUGAUCCCAACAGAGUAGCUGGAGGGGAUUCCAAGUCUGGAGUCUGUUUGUUGUUAUAAAUGUUGCAUCAAGAACACAAAAGGUAGGAAUGCACCACUGAACCUUCUAUUAUUUCAAAGAAGUUUAGCAAGAACUCAAUGACAUCAUGAAGCCAAGCUGAAUAAACUGUUCUCUUCCAUGUGGGACUUUAUUGGAAAUGUUUGCUCUGAAGAAUCAGGAUUCUUUUAAUACCAGGAGAAGGUCUAUCAUGGUUUCUGGGUAAAAUACACAAAACAAUAUUGGUCACUUGGAUUUAAAAUUAUCUUGCUUGGAGACUACAAUUACUUUGGUAAGGUUCCAUAGGAAUACAUCCAAGUUCUUUGUAAAAAGAAUUUACCAUUGGAGUGAGGAAUGAGAUCAUGGAUCUAAGAUCAUUUAAAUUCAGUAGAAAAGUAAGAAUAUUUAUAUUGGUUAAUCCCUUCAUAUUAUGCUACCCCAUAUGUUAAACAUUAAUAUAAUUGUCAAGACACAUUUUUGCUACAUAUUUCAACUUUCUAUCAGGUUUCCUGAUAAUAUCUUUUCAUUUUGAUGAAAGCUGUAGUUUAAAUUAAACUACAAUUCAAUCACACCAGUUUGUAACUGGUCUUUAAGAAGAGAAAUAAUACAAAUGCUAUAGGAAUGAUCAUUCAGCAAGUAAUGUGAUUAAAACAAGUUAAGUAUUUUUAUAAGUGCUUUCAAUGUGGGAAAAUAAUGUACAUACUGUACAUAUGUAUAACUUAGAUGUUUACUCCUGCUGGUUCUUUUGCAAAGCUUUGUAAAUGUCUCACUUCAAGAAUCUGUUCUUUGACAUUCUGAAACGAUUUCACUGAGGCUGUAAUCCUAAACACACUUACCCUGGAGUAAGCCCCAAUGAACCCAUUGAGACUUACUUCAACUAAAUGUACAUAAGAUUGUGCUAUUAGUCUGGCAAGUCUGUGCUACAAAUGUAGAGAUACUGGGAGCUGGUCAACAGUAGAAAACUAUUGUUAUUAGAAAGCAAGUGCUUGAGGUUGUAUUUGCAAAUUCAAGUCCAUGGAGCACAUUUAUACAAGGUAUGGUUUGUUCAGCUCUUCCCUCCCUAAAUUCUCAAUGAAAUUAUUCAUAUUCAGCAUCCCACAAUGUCAGAGGAAUGUAAAGGCAAAUAUGCAGUUGAACAAAUGGGGGGGGGGGGUUUAUGACCUGAGAAAGCAAAGGACUCCACCUUUAUUCUUAAGAUGUAAAAGAAGAAUUUAAACAGAUGCCACUAAAUAUUUAUCAAGGAUUUUAAUUACCUUACAUAUUGAUCCCUCUUCUGAUAUAAACAUAUAGCUUAAGAUGUUUCUAACUCGGUACAAGAACCUGUUCUCAGGUAAGAAAAUAAAAAAUGUGUAAUUUAAAAUCUUGAACAAAAAUCCCUCUACGUCAGUUUAUUCAUGAGGUUAUCAACUAGUAGUGUGAUUCUAAUUUAGGUCACGUUCUGAUUUUCAUGCAUUAAAAAACAACAUUGGAAAUUAUGUAUAAAUUACAUAUUGUUGGAAUCCAAUUUUUUGUAUAAAGCGGUGUAA
Hemicordylus capensis (graceful crag lizard) is the source of this 3563-nucleotide messenger RNA. It is a transcript of the gene GRK7, whose product is annotated as G protein-coupled receptor kinase 7. Gene Ontology annotation, molecular function: ATP binding; rhodopsin kinase activity. The transcript is spliced from 4 exons. Gene Ontology annotation, cellular component: cytoplasm. Gene Ontology annotation, biological process: regulation of signal transduction; protein phosphorylation; signal transduction. The record is from RefSeq and is a predicted model, not a curated record. Bases 420 to 2060 code for a protein of 546 amino acids. Lineage: Eukaryota; Metazoa; Chordata; Lepidosauria; Squamata; Cordylidae.